Cuscuta campestris is the source of this 1951-nucleotide messenger RNA. The record is from the annotation of a GenBank genome assembly. Lineage: Eukaryota; Viridiplantae; Streptophyta; Magnoliopsida; Solanales; Convolvulaceae.
AUAACCUAUUUUACAUUCACCGGAAUCUCCCCUCCCCUGCAAUUUUUAGGCAUCCAAACCUCCCAACAACGAUCGAUUCUCCGGCGACCUCCAAAGCCACACUGCUGAUCGGAGAUAGAGAGGAGCAGAGGAUGAACACCAACUUUGCCGUUGAGCUAUUCGGAGAAGACGAUGAUGAGGACAACUAUUCAAACGACGAGCAACAAAACCAUCCCCAGCAGCAGCAGUCUUCUGCUUCACAAUCGUCUUCUUCGUCGUCUUCCGCCGCCGCUUCCUCUUCAUCCGCCUCUUCCGGUGGCUCUUCAUCGCCUUCGUCGUCCAAUAGAAGUAGCCGUAGUAGCAGCGGAAGCGGAAGCCACAGAGACGAAGACGACAAUGGGGAAGUGCGGUCUUUUGACAACGUUGUUAUUAGCAGUGAUCAGAAAUACGAGAAUGAGGGAAAAGGUGAAGAUAAGGAUCUGUUUGGGUCAGACAAUGAUGAUUAUGUGAAAACGCAUGCCACUAGUCCCUACCCAGUUCCUGUUUUGCCACCUGUGCGUAAUACAAACAAUCAACCAAGAGGAGGCAUUGGGCGUGGUCGUUGGCAGAAUGGUAGAGGGAAUGGCAUCCUUCCUUCUCCCAAUUAUCCUCCAAGGCCAAAUUAUGGGUAUGGUUCAAAGUUCCCCAAUGCUCCUCGUGAUGAGCGUUUUGUCUCUGAGCUGAAGUUUGCAAAGAGUGAAGAAACAUUGGCGAGAAAAUCCACAACAAUUCAACAGCCUUGUGAACUUGCUUGCUAUAGUCGAGUGGAAGGUGGAGAUGUCUACUUUGAUGACCGCAGCUUGAGACUAUUUAAACGCCUUGUCACAGCAGAUAUCGGGGCUGACCUGAAUGAAGGCUUUGAUACGUUCAUUGAGAAGAGAGAUCUCGGCUCUCAGGGCUUUGGUGACCUUCUUGCAUGCAUUAGGCAUAAUAAAGAUAUUCAGCUUGAAAGGAUUCACUUUGUGACAUAUCGCAAUAACAUCAAUAAGAUAAUGGCAACAGCGUAUAUCAGGAAGGAGCCUUGGGAAAUGGGGGUUCACAAAAGGAAAGGCAUUGUCUAUUUGGAUGUGCACUCAUUACCAGAAAGGCCAAAAAGUGAGCUAGACAGAAGAAGGUGUUACUGGGGCUAUUGUUUUGAGAGCCUUGCCACUGAAGAUCUCGGUAGAGAUGGAAUUCAUGAUGUUGAUGCCAAUGUCGAGUAUUGUUCUGUUCUAAAAACCAAAAUAGGAGCUCACCGUGUGCUAAUGGGGGCUGAAAUGGACUGCUGUGAUUCAUGGGAUAAUAAUAACAAAAGAUUCUAUAUUGAACUGAAAACAAGUCGGGAGUUGUUGGAUCAUCGCACUGUGGAAAUUUUUGAGAGGGAGAAAUUGCUCAAGUUCUGGAUCCAGUCGUUCAUUGCUGGUGUACCUUUCAUUGUUGUUGGGUUUAGGGAUGAUAAUGGUUGUCUUCUCCGUAUCGAGAAAAUGCGAACCAAUGAGAUCACGCAAAGGGUAAAAGGCAAAGGUUAUUGGCAGGGGGGCGUAUGCCUUGCAUUUGCAGAUGAGGUCUUAUGCUGGCUCUAUGGGACGGUAAAGGAAAAUGAAGACUACAUCUUGCAGUUCACUGCACAUUCGAAUCGGUUGGAGCUCCUUCGGGCUCAGUCAUGCCUGGAAUCAAUUACCCAGCAUGUUCAAGAACUUGAUGGUUAACUUGUUGCAUUGUUGGGCUCUAUGAGAGAAGAAUGAAGACUACUUCAGAUCAGUUUGGCUCCCUUUUACAUUGGGAUCAGAUCAGGUUUUUAACCCUUUUUUUUGCUUUAUUGACACAAACCAAGUGUGGUAAUAGGUAAGCUUAUGGUUCUAUGUUGCUCUAUUAUAAGCUUGUCCAAGGCUAAAAGGGGAAUAUAUUUCUUGUUUUUUUGUUCCUAUAUACCAGACUUAUUAAUUUAGUUAAU